GCCCAGAAAGAGCUGAGUUAAGGACCGGUGCUCUGCAGAGUUAAAACAAAAGCCUAAAAGCCAUGAUGAUAUGAUUUCCUUAUUCUUGAAUUACAUCCAAGGGUACCUAAGCUAUUGUCUUCAUUGACUCCUCUUCAGGCAAAUUCCAAUUUUGUGAAUACAAACUUUUGGGUCUUCAAGAGUGGCUAGCCUGGUCAGCCAUUGCUGUAAACAUCUGUUUUCAGAAUCCCCUAUCCAUGUGUGGCAGAGCAUUAUGUUAUAUUAAAUGGACUGACAUUACAAAUUGCCUUUACCUUCAACCAAUAUAUCCAGACCGUGGGCUGUAAAAUUUCUUCCUAUUCGUCACAAGACCACUGCACUAAUGAUGGCCUGGCAUAAAGUAACCACAAGUGGGAAACCUUUGGAAAGCACUGUGCCGGAGAGCAAUACCGUCUGGGAACCGAUCCGAACUUCCCCGGCCAGUAGAUCUUUUCAAGAGAGUACACUUGGUAAUGCACUGGAGAAGACUGCAGUGGUGCCUGUGCAGAUACAGCUCACUUCUGUUACCUUGAGCCCGGAAAAAAAUGCUGCUCUACCAAUUGAUGACUCUUCUGUGUCAGGAAAAACAUCUCUGAUUUGUACCCAAGAAGUUGAGAAGGUGAAUGAGGCGUUUGACUUUUUGCUAGCUUUUUUCAUCUUAGCUUGUAUUUUAAUCAUUUUUUUGAUCUACAAAGUUAUUCAGUUUAAACAAAAACUAAAGGCACUAGAAGACUCAGUGGAAAAUAGACUUGAGUAUUACAGCUUUUAUCAAUCAGCAAGGUACAAUGUAGCUGCCUCAGUUUGUCACACCUCUCCGGAUUCUCUGGAAAGUCCUGGCUUACAACAGAUUGGACUUGAUAAACAAAUUGUUCCUGAAAAUGGGGCACAAGUUAUUCUCUUUGAACAUUCUGCUUUAUGACUCAAUUAAAUAUUGACUAAAAAAUUCCGUAGUGCCAUGUGGCCUUAAAACUUAAUCCUUCUCAAAGAAUUAUGUUAGGAUUGUUAAAGUGUUUAUUAGUAAUUUGAAUAAAGUGUAUUUGUUCUGCAUAUAUCUUCUUUGAUAUUGUACCAAGAUAAGUAGUCAGCUUUCUGGGUAUUGAACAUCAUGUUAAAUAUGUCACAAAUUAUGUUUAUUUCUAAUGUCUUUGUAAGGUUGUCCUAUCUAUAUUAAAUUACACAGAAGGAAAAA
This is a messenger RNA of Rattus norvegicus (Norway rat), 1207 nucleotides long. RefSeq names its product leucine rich repeat containing 70 (gene Lrrc70). The transcript is spliced from 2 exons. Bases 362 to 937 code for a protein of 191 amino acids. NCBI's taxonomy places the organism in Eukaryota, Metazoa, Chordata, Mammalia, Rodentia, Muridae. The record is from RefSeq and is marked validated.